GCCACACUCCAUUCCUAAUUCUCGACCUAACCGCCUGCUCUACGCAAACACAAGCCUCAAACGUUUUCCACCGUUUUCCGCUACCGUUGUCGCCGGCGAUCGCAUGGCCAGCUCAGGAUCAAGUGCCUCUGUUUUAGGUACUUUUGAUUGUACUGAGAAUGGUGGAACGAUCGAGUGUGUUAGCCCUAAAUAUGCAGAAAUAAUCGUAAUUCGUCACGGCGAAACGGAGUGGAAUUCUGAUCGCAGAAUCCAGGGGCACCUGGAUGUGGACUUAAAUGAUGUUGGGCGACAGCAAGCCUUUGCAGUCGCUGACCGGAUUUCAAAAGAGCCCAAAAUCUCUGCAGUAUAUUCAUCAGACUUAAAACGAGCAUUUUGUACUGCCGAGAUAAUAGCAAAAGGCUGUGGGGUAAUUGAGGUUGCUAAAGAAGCUGACUUGAGGGAGAGACAUCUUGGAGACCUUCAAGGUGUUGUCUUUCAUGAAGCUCACAAAGUCAAACCAGAAGCUCAUAAAGCAUUCGUUUCUUCCCACGAAGAUCAAGAAAUUCCAGGUGGUGGAGAGAGUUUCAAUCAACUUUACAAACGUAGCACUUUGGCUUUGCAAAGGAUAGCGAAGAAACACCAAGGCGAGAGAGUGGUUGUAGUGUCACACGGGGGUACCAUCAGAGCACUUCACAAACGGGCUUCUCCGCAUCAGCGAUGUGGGAAGGUUCUCAACACUUCCGUCAACAUAUUUCACCUCUCCGAGGAUGGGAAAUGGUGCGUUAAGUCAUGGGGUGACGUGAGUCACCUCAACCAGACCAGCUUUCUGGAUUCGGGCUUUGGCGGAGAUCGGAACUCUGGCUAAAGUACUGUAUUUCUCAUAGUGAGGGAGAGGGAGAGACUGAGCCAUACUAUUAUUUUUUGUCAAAACAUUAUCUGUCCAAUGACUUUCCGUAAUUUUUUGGACAAUCUACAAUAAAAAAACAUGCACCUCUUAUUUUUCUUGAUCUGAGAAAAUUUGAACAAUGUGAAUUUUGAUCCUA
This is a messenger RNA of Salvia splendens (bonfire salvia), 1022 nucleotides long. RefSeq names its product Phosphoglycerate mutase family protein. Gene Ontology annotation, molecular function: phosphatase activity. Gene Ontology annotation, cellular component: cytosol; cytoplasm. The record is from RefSeq and is a predicted model, not a curated record. Bases 104 to 844 code for a protein of 246 amino acids. The transcript is spliced from 7 exons. NCBI's taxonomy places the organism in Eukaryota, Viridiplantae, Streptophyta, Magnoliopsida, Lamiales, Lamiaceae.